GGUUGAGGAUAGAGUUGUUGAGAUUAGAUAGUUUCCAGAACCCUUUGCCUACUUCAAGUCAAUCCGACACUGUUUUUAGGUGACCCUAUAGAUAUUGUCGUGAAACAUCUGCUUUAAUUUCUCUGUUUCUCUCCCAAUUUUGGUGAAAUGGGUGGUGUUCUUGCAAUCGGGCUCUUGCUUUGUUCCUUGGUGUUGCUUUUUGAUCCUUCAGUUUCACACCCUUUAUGCAUUGAUUCAAGAGCACCUUCUACUUUGAGCACACCACUCAAGUUCUGUUCUUACAAUGGAACUGCUUGCUGCAACUCCACAGUAGAUUCACAGAUACAGAAGCAAUUCCUGUCCAUGAACAUCUCUAGUUCUGCUUGUGCUUCUCUCUUGAAACCAGUACUUUGUGCUAGGUGUGAUCCAUUUGCAGCUGAGCUAUUCACAGUUGCAUCUGUACCAAGGCCAGUUCCUAUACUAUGCAACUCAACUCUUCCUUCAGCAAAUUCAUCCCAGUCUUUGAUCCAAGUCACAAGUGACUUCUGCUCCAAUUUAUGGGACACAUGUGAAAAUGUCUCCAUAUCGAACUCCCCAUUUGCUCCUUCACUGCAAGGCCAAGCUGGAAUACCUGUGAAUUCCACUGUUAGUGAGCUAACCCAAUUCUGGCAAUCGAAAGCUGAUUUCUGCAAUGCAUUUGGUGGAGUUUCUAGUGAUGACUCGGUGUGUUUUGAUGGCGAGCCUGUCAAACUGAAUGACACUGGAACUCCUAUCCCCCCACAUGGUCUGUGCCUUGAGAAAAUUGGAAAUGGAUCUUACCUCAACAUGGUUGCUCAUCCUGAUGGCUCAAACCGUGCAUUUUUCUCUAGUCAAGAGGGUAAGGUUUGGUUGGCAACUAUUCCUGAAGAGGGAUCAGGAGAAGUAAUGGGGCUUGAUGAGUCCAGUCCUUUUGUGGAUUUAACUGAUGCAGUCCAUUUUGAUACUGCGUUUGGAAUGAUGGGUAUGGCUUUUCAUCCCAAUUUUGCGGAAAAUGGAAGGUUCUUUGCUUCAUUCAACUGUGACAAGGAAAAGUGGCCAGGAUGUACAGGAAGAUGUUCAUGUAAUUCAGAUGUCAACUGUGAUCCUUCAAAGAUUGGUUCUGAUAAUGGUGCUCAACCAUGCCAGUACCAAACUGUUAUAGCAGAAUACAGUGCUAAUGGCAGUGCAUCACAACCUUCCUCGGCUACAAAUGCUAGACCAACAGAAGUCAGAAGGAUAUUUACUAUGGGGCUCCCUUUCACAGGUCAUCAUGGAGGACAGAUACUCUUUGGACCCGAGGAUGGGUAUUUAUACUUCAUGAUGGGAGAUGGUGGAGGCACAGGUGAUCCCUACAACUUCUCUCAAAACAAGAAUUCAUUGCUGGGAAAGAUCAUGAGGCUCGACCUUGAUAAUGUACUAAGUGCUUCAGAGAAUGAUAAACUUGCUCUAUGGGGAAACUACUCUAUCCCAAAAGACAAUCCAGUAAGUGAAGAUCCAGAACUGAGGCCGGAAAUAUGGGCUACAGGGCUAAGAAAUCCUUGGCGCUGCAGUUUCGACUCAGAAAACCCUUCCUAUUUUAUAUGUGCAGAUGUUGGACAGGAUCUGUAUGAAGAGGUGGAUGUUAUCACCAAAGGUGGAAACUAUGGCUGGAAUGUUUAUGAGGGCCCCUAUCCCUUCAAUCUUCCAAACUCAACUAGUAAAAACACAUCCACAAAACUCACAGACCCGAUUUUUCCAAUAAUGGGGUACAAUCAUUCUGUGGUAAACAAAAAUGAAGGUUCAGCAUCUAUAACUGGGGGAUAUAUCUAUCGCUCCGCAACUGAUCCAUGCAUGUAUGGAAGGUAUGUAUAUGGAGAUCUGUAUGCUGGUGCCAUAUGGGCAGGCAGUGAAGACCCAGAAAACAGUGGCAACUUUAGCACAAGUAAAAUACCCUUCAGCUGCGGACGUGACUCUCCCAUAGCUUGUACCUCAGUCCCUGGAAGCAGUCUUCCAGCUCUCGGCUACGUUUUCUCUUUCGGGGAGGACAACCGCAAAGAUAUCUUUGUCCUGUCUAGCUCUGGUGUUUAUAGAAUUGUUCGUCCUAGUCGCUGUAAUUACACUUGCUCCAAGGAAAAUGUUACAUCUGUUGCAACACCAGGUCCUUCUGCUUCACCUAAUGAUGCUUGCUGGAUAAGUAACCCACCUAAGAGCGCAGUGUUCCUAAUCUCUUCUCUGGUACUUCUGCUUCUGCUCAGUUUUGUCUAGCAUAAAUGGCAUCUGUAUCUUAUGUAAUUAUUUCAAUAUAACAGCUUUUCUUCGUAAUUAUUUAUUUUGAGAGUACUGAUCAUAAGAGGGAUGAACAUGUUUGCAUCAUCAUAGAGAGCUACUUUGCUCAGAGAUUCAUGAUCCAAUUACAUAAACCACCAUUGAUCCAUUGAAUCAAAGUAGUUGUAUCCAAAGGUGGUGAUAAAGCUUCAUGCUCCGACGGCUGCUUGAUCAACACAAAGCGAAUGUAAGAAACUCAACAAGCUUAGAAUUAGAUGGAUGAAUUUAAAAGGUAGGAUCCAACGAAUUGCGCUAGAUGGAGAGGGGGAAAUGCAGCUUGGCCCAUUCUGGGUCUUGGAUGGCUGCAUUCCAUGCUCUGGAAACACACAUGAGUCCUAUCAAAUCCUUGGUCGAGAGCAUUGCAAGUAUGUCGUUAGCUGUUGUGGGGUAUUGUGUGACAUGCCGAAUUCAUAUGCAUCAAAAUCAACAAGGUUACACAACAUUGCACUUUGUUUUUUCACUCUAAUUUCCUCUUCUGUGGAUUCAAUAUCAUCACAAUCUGGAGCAAAGCUGAAACACAGACGGAGGGAGUACAGUCGGUACACCUCCAAAUAAGUUGAAUGCAAGUUUUUGGUGCUACAGUGUUUUUGUUGACGAGUAGCUCUAGCCGGACAAUCUCCGGAGAGCAAUGUGGAUUGGUACGUAGCUAGAUCAUGAAGAAGCUUCUCAUAGCCAGGCAGCGGAGUAUUUUAGGGAGCGUGGUGAUCGAAGGAGAAGCAUCUCUCAUAUAACAACUGCAUAUUCCAGUUCACAAUUGUAUCCUGAUGAGGA
Fragaria vesca subsp. vesca is the source of this 3072-nucleotide messenger RNA. RefSeq names its product HIPL1 protein-like. The transcript has 8 exons. Bases 148 to 2241 code for a protein of 697 amino acids. The record is from RefSeq and is a predicted model, not a curated record. NCBI's taxonomy places the organism in Eukaryota, Viridiplantae, Streptophyta, Magnoliopsida, Rosales, Rosaceae.